Molecule: messenger RNA, 4652 nt
Organism: Octopus bimaculoides (California two-spot octopus)
Lineage: Eukaryota; Metazoa; Mollusca; Cephalopoda; Octopoda; Octopodidae
Product: mucin-2-like
Source: RefSeq, a predicted model, not a curated record
CAACACCAUCGGCAACAACGUCAAUACCAUCGGCAACAACAAAAAUACCAUCAGCAACAAUGUCAAUACCAUCGGCAACAACGUCAAUACCAUCGGCAACAACAUCAAUCCCAUCAGCAACUACAUCAAUACCAUCAGCAACAACAUCAGUACCAUCAGCAACACCGUCAAUACCAUCAGCAACAACUUCAAUACCAUCAGCAACAACUUCAAUACCAUCAGCAACAACGUCAAUACCAUCAGCAACAACGUCAAUACCAUCAGCAACUACAUUAAUACCAUCAGCAACAACAUCAAUACCAUCAUCAACUACAUCAAUACCAUCAGCAACAACAUCAAUACCAUCAGCAACAACAUCAAUACCAUCAGCAACUACAUUAAUACCAUCAGCAAUAGCAUCAAUACCAUCAGCAACUACAUCAAUACCAUCAGCAACUACGUCAAUACCAUCAGCAACAACUUCAAUACCAUCAGCAACAACAUCAAUACCAUCAGCAACAACGUCAAUACCAUCAGCAACUACAUCAAUACCAUCAGCAACAACAUCAAUACCAUCAGCAACUGCAUCAAUACCAUCAGCAACUACAUUAAUACCAUCAGCAACAACUUCAAUACCAUCAGCAACAACGUCAAUACCAUCAGCAACUACAUUAAUACCAUCAGCAACAACAUCAGUACCAUCAGCAACUACAUCAAUACCAUCAGCAACAACGUCAAUACCAUCAGCAACCACAUCAAUACAAUCAGCAACUACAUCAAUACCAUCAGCAACAACAUCAAUACCAUCAGCAACAACGUCAAUACCAUCAGCAACUACAUCAAUACCAUCAGCAACAACGUCAAUACCAUCAGCAACUACAUCAAUACCAUCCGCAACAACGUCAAUACCAUCAGCAACAACAUCAAUACCAUCAGCAACAACAUCAAUACCAUCAGCAACUACAUUAAUACCAUCAGCAACUACGUCAAUACCAUCAGCAACUACAUUAAUACCAUCAGCAACAACUUCAAUACCAUCCGCAACAACGUCAAUACCAUCAGCAACAACGUCAAUACCAUCAGCAACUACAUUAAUAGCAUCAGCAACAACAUCAAUACCAUCAGCAACUACAUCAAUACCAUCAGCAACGACGUCAAUACCAUCAGCAACAACAUCAAUACCAUCAGCAACUACAUUAAUACAAUCAGCAAUAACAUCAAUACCAUCAGCAACUACAUCAAUACCAUCAGUAACAACGUCAAUACCAUCAGCAACUACAUCAAUACCAUCAGCAGCAACAUCAAUACCAUCGGCAACAACGUCAAUACCAUCAGCAACUACAUCAAUACCAUCGGCAACAACUUCAAUACCAUCGGCAACAACAUCAAUACCAUCAGCAACUACGUCAAUACCAUCCGCAACAACAUCAAUACCAUCGGCAACAACAUCAAUACCAUCGGCAACAACGUCAAUACCAUCGGUAACAACGUCAAUACCAUCGGAAACAACGUCAAUACCAUCGGCAACAACAUCAAUACCAUCAGCAACAACAUCAAUCCCAACAGCAACAACGUCAAUACCAUCGGCAACAACAUCAAUGCCAUCAGCAACAACAUCAAUCCCAACAGUAACAACGUCAAUACCAUCAGCAACAACAUCAAUACCAUCAGCAACUACGUCAAUACCAUCGGCAACAACGUCAAUACCAUCAGCAACAACGUCAAUACCAUCAGCAACUACAUUAAUACCAUCAGCAACAACAUCAAUACCAUCAUCAACUACAUCAAUACCAUCAGCAACAACGUCAAUACCAUCAGCAACUACAUCAAUACCAUCAGCAACUACGUCAAUACCAUCAGCAACAACAACGUCAAUACCAUCGGCAACAACAUCAAUACCAUCAGCAACAGCGUCAGUACCAUCGGCAACAACAUCAAUACCAUCGGCAACAACAUCAUUCCCAACAGCAACAACAUCAAUACCAUCAGCAACAACAUCAAUACCAUCAGCAACAACGUCAAUACCAUCAGCAACAACAUCAAUACCAUCGGCAACAACGUCAAUACCAUCAGCAACAACAUCAAUACCAUCAGCAACAACGUCAAUACCAUCGGCAACAACAUCAAUACCAUCAGCAACAACGUCAGUACCAUCGGCAGCAACAUCAAUACCAUCGGCAACAACAUCAAUACCAUCAGCAGCAACGUCAAUACCAUCCGCCACACCGUCAAUACCAUCAGCAACAACAUCAAUACCAUCAGCAACAACAUCAAUACCAUCAGCAACAACAUCAAUACCAUCAGCAACAACGUCAGUACCAUCGGCAACAACAUCAAUACCACCGGCAACAACAUCAUUCCCAACAGCAACAACAUCAAUACCAUCAGCAACAACAUCAAUACCAUCAGCAACAACGUCAAUACCAUCGGCAACAACAUCAAUACCAUCGGCAACAACGUCAAUAUCAUCGGCAACAACAUCAAUACCAUCAGCAACAACGUCAAUACCAUCGGCAACAACAUCAAUACCAUCGGCAACAACAUCAUUCCCAACAGCAACAACAUCAAUACCAUCAACAACAACGUCAAUACCAUCAGCAACUACAUCAAUACCAUCAGCAACUACAUCAAUACCAUCAGCAACUACAUCAAUACCAUCAGCAACUACAUCAAUACCAUCAGCAACUACAUCAAUACCAUCUGCAACAACGUCAAUGCCAUCACCAACAACAUCAAUACCAUCCGCAACAACAUCAGUACCAUCGGCAACAACAUCAAUACCAUCAGCAACAACGUCAAUACCAUCCACCAUGGCAUCAGUACCAUCCGUCACAACUUCACUACCUUCUGCUGCAUCAACAUCACCAUCAACAACAAUUUUGUUAGCAUCCACAAUGACAUCUAUACCAUCUACAAUUUCUGCAACAUCAUUAGCAACUACAUCAAUACUAUUCGCAAGGACAUCAGUUACAUCUGUAAAGUCAUCUUCACCAUCAAUACCAUUUGCAACGACAGCAAUACCAUCAGCAACAACAUUAAUACCAUCUGCAACGACACCGAUAACAUCUACAAUGACAUCAAUACCAUCCACAACAACAUCAAUACCAACAGUAUCUCUGUCCAAACCAUCAGCUACAACAUCAACACCGUCUGCACCAACACCCCUGUCGUUAGCAACAACAACAAUACCAUCAGCCACAGCAUCAGUACCAACAUCAAUAGCAACCAGUACCUAUGUGCAAGCAGUGACAACAGCGCCUCCACAGCCCAUACCUACUGCCACAAGUCCCAAAGCAACAACAAUGAAGCCAUUUCAAGCCAGCACUACGUCAAUACCUGCAAAAAAAACGUUAAUUUUAUCGACCACAUCAAUUGGGACAUCUUCAACAUCCUUAGUAAAAACAACACCACCAAUCGCAACUGAAACAACAACAUCUGUACCAAAACCACAAUUAACAUCGAAAAGCACAAGCACUCCAACAAGAACAUCAAUAUCUACAUCAACUACGCUGUUACCAAUAACUACUUCAAUGCCAGCAACUGCGACAUUAAUAUCAGCAGCACCAUCAUUAUUACCUAUUACAACAACAGCCGCAUUGUCGGGCAAAAAAACUUUAAUACCAACAACAACAACAUCGACACCAACCACUACAUCACUGCAAUCAUCAAUAACUGCAACAUCGACUGCAAUAUCAGCCACAAGUGCAAUACCUACGGUAGCACAAUCAUAUCAAUCAACAGCAUCAUCACUACCUUCCACAUCGUUCAUCCCAACCACAUCCAUGCAUGCUUUAACUUCAAUACCAGCAAGGGAUGUUACAAUAACGACUGCAGUGCCAUCGAUACCUACAGCAACAAGAACACCAAUAAGAACAACAUCAACAACAACCUCACCAACAUCCAUACCGGCUUCAACUGCGAGAAUGGAGCGUCCAUCUUCAAAAGGAGGCACACCAGCAACUCGCAUUGGCAUCACGUCUUGUAAGGAAAAGCCAGGAGGAAAGAAACAAUAUACACCAACUUCGAUAUCGGCAACAAGAUCAAUGCCAACACCUGCCACAACAUCAAUGCCAACAACAGUGAAAAUCAUAUCAAUACCAGCAACAACAUCACAGCAAACAAUGACAUCAAUCCCAAUGAUAAUCCGAUCAAUACUAACAACAACAUCAACACCAACAACAACAUCACUAAUACAAACAACAACACAAUCAACAUCAUCACUGCCAACAACAACAUCAACACCCACAACAACAUCAACACCCACAACAUCAAUACCCACAACAUCUAAACCCACAACAUCUAUACCCACAACAUCAACACCCACAAAAACAUCAACACCCACAACAACAUCAAUACCCACAACAACAUCAAUCCCCACAACAACAUCAAUCCCCACAAUAACAUCAAUACCCAAAACAACAUCAACACCCACAACAACAUCAACACCCACAACAACAUCAAUACCCACAACAACAUCAAUACCCACAACAACAUCAAUACACACAACAACAUCAAUACCCACAACAUCUAUACCAACAACAACAUCAAUACCCACAGCAACAGCAACACCCACAACAACAUCAACACCCACAACAACAUCAAUACCCACAACAACAUCAAUACCCACAACAACAUCAAUACCCACAACAACAUCAACACCCACAACAACAUCA